Molecule: messenger RNA, 1031 nt
Organism: Botrytis fragariae
Lineage: Eukaryota; Fungi; Ascomycota; Leotiomycetes; Helotiales; Sclerotiniaceae
Product: putative adenine phosphoribosyltransferase protein
Exons: 2
Coding region: 1-657 (218 amino acids)
Biological process (GO): adenine salvage; AMP salvage
Cellular component (GO): cytoplasm
Molecular function (GO): adenine binding; adenine phosphoribosyltransferase activity; AMP binding
Source: RefSeq, a predicted model, not a curated record
AUGUCGACUUCCCCACAAUCCCCAGAGUCAAAUCAACCACUUCCAACCUCCCAUCCUACUGAAGAAGUCCAAGAUGCCUCCCAGAGACGAGAGUCCGAGUCCACCACCCGUUCCACCGAACUCUCCAGCGUCACCUUAAAAUUACGCAAGGCCCUGCGAAACUUCCCCGACUUUCCCAUCCCGGGCAUCGAUUUCGUCGACAUCUUGCCGCUCUUCGCCAACCACGAUCUUCACGAAUCUUUAAUUCGCGCUCUCGAAUUGCAAGUCUUGUUGGUGAAUGGAGGAAAGAAACCAGAUGUGGUUGUGGGUUUGGAUGCUCGAGGAUUCUUGUUUGGUCCCUCGCUGGCUUUGAGAUUAGGUGCGGGAUUUGCUCCCGUCAGAAAGAGAGGAAAGUUGCCGGGUCCAACGGAAGAGGCAAGCUUCGAGAAGGAGUAUGGUCAGGAUUAUUUCCAAAUUCAGAAGGAUGCCAUCAAACCAGGACAAUCGGUUUUGGUUGUAGAUGAUAUCAUUGCUACUGGAGGAAGUGCCCAAGCUGCCGGAAAACUUGUCCAACAACUCGGUGGACAUUGCAUGGGAUAUUUGUUUAUUUUGGAAUUGGAUUUCUUGAAAGGACGUGACAAACUUUCCGCUCCCGUCGCAACAUUAUUACGCGAUUAAAUAGUCAUCAGGGAGUGGGAAUCAAAAGUCACAAAACAUGUUGUUGGGCGUUGGUGGAGGGUACCAGGUAUAUUCAUCACAUAGACCGCAUUGCAUUAUACAUGAUGAGGGGGAUUGAUUGCACGAGGAGGUUAACCAGAAGGGGGGAAUUGGUUUCAUGACGAAAGGGAGGGCUUUUGCAUAAGAGUGCCAGGUAUCUUUAUCUUGGGUUUGAUACUCAUUCAGCGGAGAGUAUUCAGCGACAAUAAGAAUAGGGAUAUUGACUUUGGAUCCAAAAGUAUCUUGACGUCGAUUUGGAUAAUAGUUUGGAUUUUGGGACGGACGGAUGGAUGGAUGGAUGAAUGGGAACAGAACAGAAAUAUGGCAAAAUCCAA